AAGGCCGUCACCGCCCGACGCGCGUCGGUGGUGACCCGCGUGUCCGCCGACGCCGCGGCCCCCGCGCCCAGCCCCGCGCCCGUGGAAAAGUCGGCGUUCAAGAAGUUCAGUUCGGCGUUCUCGACCCUAUUCCCGGUGUGGACUGUCAUGAGCGCCGUGGUGGGUAUCAAGGCUCCAGCCACGUUCUCAUUCAUGCAGGCGAACAUGUACACCCUCUGCCUUGCGACCCUAAUGCUCUCCAUGGGCAUCACGUUGACGCUGGACGAUUUCAAAAGGGUCUUCAGCAAGCCGGACGUUGUCGGCAUCGGGUUCCUUGCGUGCUACGUCAUGAUGCCCGUGACAGCCAUGCUCGUGGGAAACAUGGUGGGCUUAUCCGGUCCCCUGCUCGCGGGUCUCAUCCUCGUGGGUAGCAUAAACGGCGGUCAGGCCUCCAACCUGUGCGCAUAUAUUGCCCGCGGUGAUGUCGCGCUCUCGGUGCUCAUGACCACUGCGACCACCAUCGGCUGCAUCUUCAUGACGCCGCUCAUCUGCAAGUUCUGCCUGGGCGCCAUCGUCGACGUGGACGCGAUCGGCAUGGCCAUCUCCACCAUCCAGGUCGUGUUGAUGCCUAUCGUCCUCGGCGUCACCCUGAACAAGUAUGUGCCCAAGGCGUGCCGCGCGGUGGAGCCGGCUUGCCCCAUCAUUGGCGUCCUGAUGACCAUCAUCCUGGUGGGCGCCUCCGUCGCGACCUGCGCGGAGCCCAUCCUCAACGCCGGUCUCAAGCUUCAGCUCGCGGCAUUUCUGCUCCACGCCAUCGGUGGCGCGGCGGGGUAUUGGGUUAUGCGGGCGCUCGGGUACGACGAGACUGUGUGCCGGACAACCGCGAUUGAGACGUCGAUGAAGUCGAGCGCGUUUGGGUUUUUGCUUGCGACUCUGCAUUUUCCAGAGUUUUUGGUUCGCGUGCCGUCCGCGGUGUCCGUGGUGUGGAUGGCGGUCAUGGGUUCAAGCAUGGCCGUCUUCUGGAGGAUGAUUCCGGUGAAGAAAGACAGAGAGACUGCGUGAGUUGAACUAGUUUUGUGUUGUGCCUUGUGAAUCGGGUGUUGCUAGCUAUCCGCGACUGCGCGCGGUCGAAUAAAUACUCACGCCGCUAAC
This is a messenger RNA of Micromonas commoda, 1131 nucleotides long. RefSeq names its product bile Acid:Na+ symporter family. Bases 148 to 1041 code for a protein of 297 amino acids. Lineage: Eukaryota; Viridiplantae; Chlorophyta; Mamiellophyceae; Mamiellales; Mamiellaceae. Gene Ontology annotation, cellular component: membrane. The record is from RefSeq and is a predicted model, not a curated record. The transcript has a single exon.